AUGCCACUCAUCCUUCUAACCGGCUACCCCUGCUCGGGCAUCUCCCACCGCGCCCACCAACUCUCCACCCUCCUCGAAAGCGCCCAAACCGAGCUCUUCGCCUCGGGCACAAUCCCACCCACAAAACCGCGCUUCAAAAUCCACGUCGUCGAGACGCAUGAUGAGUCGAAUCCGAGGACUGUAUACGACCAUGCACGCACGGAGAAGCAGGCUCGCGGGGUGGCGUUUGCGAAGGCGAAGCGCGCGCUCGGAAGAGAUAGUUUUGUGAUUCUUGAUGGGAUGAAUUAUAUCAAGGGGUACCGGUAUCAGCUUUGGUGUGAGGCGAAGGCGUUGGGGACGACUUGUUGUGUGGUUCAUGUUGGUACGCCUAUCGAUCAAUGCGUUGCAAACAACGAGGCCCGGAUACGUCGUCAGAACGCUCAGAAAGAGUCAUCCGAUGCUCCAGCCGACAAGGAGACCCCGGAUACAACCACACCUGCAGCACCUACAACAACCGAUUUAUCCCCCAAAGAAGAAGACACCCAAGAACCAUAUCCCCCCGAACUCCUCAACAACCUCAUCUUCCGCUACGAAGAACCCUCCACCCACAGCCGCUGGGAUAAGCCCCUCUUCACCAUCCCCUGGGAAGACGCAGAACCCCCCAUCGCAGACAUCUGGACCGCCCUAACCGGCAUCCCGCACCCUUCCACCCCGGCACCACCCACCGACGAUACAGACACACCCCUCUCCAGCGUGACGGCCUCUCUCGCAACCGCAAAUAUCUCCGAUACAGCCAGCGUCGGCACAGCAGCAACAAGCCUCCGACGACCAGGCGCACUGGGUCGGCCCAAGAUCAAACCGCACCAGGCUACCGUGCAAGCCGCAGUAACCGAUUCCUCCGCGCUGUACAGCAUGGAGAAACGCACUUCGGCCAUCGUCGCCGCCAUCCGCGCCUUUACCCUCGCCACGCCCUCUGCGGAGACGGCACUCGCACAGAGCUCCGACGCGACUGGUAUCACCGUCGCCGUGCCCGAAUCGAAAACGCCCGUCUUCAUCCCCGCUCAUGUAGCCACGACUGGGUCGACAGAUGAAUUAGCCGGCGCGGGCGGCAUCCUCGCUCUACCCCGUCUGCAGCGUCUGCGGAGACAGUGGAUUGGGCUGAAUCGUGCGUAUAUCGGGUAUGGACAGGCUGGGUUGACUCCUGAGCAGGUUGGGGAUGCGUUUGUGAGGUUUUUGAAUGGUGAUUUUGCCGGUGAUGAGUAG
Messenger RNA from Aspergillus wentii DTO 134E9, 1242 nucleotides. Its product is annotated as putative RNA polymerase II Elongator complex associated protein Kti12. The coding region runs from base 1 to 1242 and encodes 413 amino acids. The record is from RefSeq and is a predicted model, not a curated record. The transcript has 3 exons. Lineage: Eukaryota; Fungi; Ascomycota; Eurotiomycetes; Eurotiales; Aspergillaceae.